GUUCUUAGCUAGCUUGAUUUUUAACUGAAGUUUCCUCAAUUUAUCUCUCUCUAAAAACUGAAGAUAAACUUCUUUAAUCUGAAUUUAAUCUCUGAAAUUAAACUUUGAGUUUAUUUUUUAACUAUGGACGGAAACAUAAGUUCUGUUGACAGAGAGAGGUCGUUAUAUUUGACACACAUUUCCUACCUGGAGGAUGAGCUGGACAGAUGUCAGCUCAGAUACGACGAGCUGGAGAAGCAGAACGACCGCCUCAGCAGUCAGCAGGGUGCGUUAGAGAAAGAGAAGAAAGACGCCACGGAGUACCUGAAAUGCCUCGCGACCGCUGAAGAGGAGAGGGUGGCCGAGCUGAAAGAGCAGCUGCAGGUUCAGGAUCAGGCUGCACAGAGAGACAGGGAGGCGUUAGAGCUGCAGCACAGCCAGAGGAGGCAGGAGCUACAGGAGCUGCUCCAGGAGCUGGAGACCGGGUUCAGGAUGCAGGAGUCGACGGAGAAGGAGCAGCAGGAGACUGUGCAGCUGAAGCAGAGAUUGUCUCACAUGAAGUCUCUGCAGGAACAGCUGAUCCUUCAGAGGGAAGAGCAUGAAGCUGCUGUCGUCAACCUGAGGAAGGACAGAGAGACGGACAAGGAGAACAUCUCUGAGGAGCUGCAGGUCAACGCAGAGGCGCAUGUUGAAAAGGAGACUUCAAGGAUUCUUCGGAGGGAGAGGGCUGAGCUCAGCAGGUGGUCUCGGGACCUCCUGAUACUGCAGGAGGACUUCGUGAUCCUGGGAGGGGAGAGAGACGCCGCACGAGACUCAGGGAGCAUCCUUCGUACAGAGUGGGAGGAGGUGAAGAAACUCAAUCAGGAGAUCCCUCGGAGAGGAUCCUCGCAGAUUAAGGAGGUGAAGCAGCAGAAAGACACGUACCUGCACCUGAAGGAGGAGCUGAAAGACUGUAACACCUUCAUCAACCUGCUGCUGAAGGAAAUGGAGGAUAUGAGGGACAGACUCCUCGCCAUGCGUGAGCAGAACCGACAGAUAACGUCCGAGCUGGAUCAGCUGGAGGCGGAGCUGGAGAGGCGGAGGAGGAGGAAGAGCCAGCUGGAGGGAGUGAGGCAGGAGGCGGCCGUCAUCCUCGGACACAUCCUGGAGAUCAAAACACAGACACAGGACCCAGAGAGGCGGGCUGACACUCACUGGAUGAUGGAGAGGCUGCUGGAGAUCCUGGAGAGCUCCGCCCCCCAGGAAACAGACUCCGCCCCCCUCCACAGCUCCUCCAGACCACAGGCCGCUGACCCCAAACCAGAGAGAGACCUCAGCGAUGAGAAGACUUCCAGCUGUGGAAAUCUGUCUACUCCUCAGCAGGCUGAUCCAGCUCCAGAUCCUGAUCCAGAUCCAGAGGCCUCCUCCUCUGCGGACUGCUGAAACCAGUCCAGGAAACAACUGAACAUUAAAAAGAAAGUCUCACUUA
Molecule: messenger RNA, 1447 nt
Organism: Notolabrus celidotus (New Zealand spotty)
Lineage: Eukaryota; Metazoa; Chordata; Actinopteri; Labriformes; Labridae
Product: cilia- and flagella-associated protein 157-like
Exons: 8
Coding region: 124-1401 (425 amino acids)
Cellular component (GO): ciliary basal body; cilium
Molecular function (GO): microtubule binding
Source: RefSeq, a predicted model, not a curated record